GAACAUCCCCAAAGCCAUAAACUUUAGGGUUUUAGAAUUUUAUUUAGGGUUCUUGUUUCUCUCUAUCUCUCAGUUCUGCUCGUGCUCUGUCUUCAUCCAUUGGUGUUGUUAUUUGUUACCGAAGAAGUAAGAAAGAUGGGUACUGAAGUUUCUACCUCGCCGACAAGCCUCAUUGAUCAGACUGUUGUUCCAGGUGAUAUUGUUCUUGAUUUAUCAAACAUGACUAACCAAACAAUCAAGCUCGGCAGUGGUCUCCGUCAGGAUAAUGAUUCGAUAUCUGCUAUGAGAGCAGGGAAGUUGAGGUACUCUAAGCCAAAUAAGUAUUGGGUGGAAAGUUCUCAUAAAAGGUAUAUACCUCGUCCUGAGGAUCAUGUUCUUGGCAUUGUGGUAGAUUGUAAGGGAGAAAAUUAUUGGGUAGACAUUAAAGGACCACAACUGGCUCUUUUACCUGUGCUUGCAUUUGAAGGAGCAAACAAAAGAAAUUAUCCCAAGUUUGAGGUAAGCACUCUGCUUUAUACUCGGGUUGUGAAGACAAACACAGGAAUGAACCCGGAGCUGUCCUGUGUAGACGAAAGUGGAAAGGCUGCAGUAUUUGGUCCCUUAAAAGAUGGUUUCAUGUUUGAAACUUCAACUGGUUUAUCAAGAAUGUUGUUGAGUUCACCAACUUGCCCGGUCCUCGAAGCUCUUGGGAAGAAACUCUCGUUUGAGACUGCAUUUGGCUUAAAUGGGAGAUGUUGGGUGCAUGCGGCUGCUCCUCGUAUCGUGAUUAUCGUCGCCAAUGCGUUGAUGAAUUCUGAAACUCUAAGUGGGACACAACAGAGAAUCAUGGUAGAGAAAUUGCUGGAGAAAAUUUCAGACUGAAAAGCGUGCUGUAUGCUUAACAUUAUCACUACUUUAUAAAAGAAACAAUUUGAUUCACAUCUCUGUUUGUAGUUGUUAGGCAGAGACAUGUACACAUUACAUUAUGUUUCUUUUUAACAUAAAAAUGACAUGAUUUAGCCAUUUUUAAGUAUUAAGUAGUAACCAUAACGAACCAAAUAAAGACCACAUUAUUAGGUUU
Molecule: messenger RNA, 1060 nt
Organism: Arabidopsis lyrata subsp. lyrata
Lineage: Eukaryota; Viridiplantae; Streptophyta; Magnoliopsida; Brassicales; Brassicaceae
Product: putative exosome complex component rrp40
Exons: 9
Coding region: 136-861 (241 amino acids)
Biological process (GO): poly(A)-dependent snoRNA 3'-end processing; exonucleolytic trimming to generate mature 3'-end of 5.8S rRNA from tricistronic rRNA transcript (SSU-rRNA, 5.8S rRNA, LSU-rRNA); nuclear polyadenylation-dependent rRNA catabolic process
Cellular component (GO): nuclear exosome (RNase complex); cytoplasmic exosome (RNase complex)
Molecular function (GO): RNA binding
Source: RefSeq, a predicted model, not a curated record